Messenger RNA from Amphimedon queenslandica, 4766 nucleotides. Its product is annotated as ankyrin repeat and KH domain-containing protein 1-like. The record is from RefSeq and is a predicted model, not a curated record. Gene Ontology annotation, molecular function: protein binding. Lineage: Eukaryota; Metazoa; Porifera; Demospongiae; Haplosclerida; Niphatidae. The transcript has 3 exons. Bases 65 to 4174 code for a protein of 1369 amino acids.
AGUGAGACUAUUGUUCUCGAGAUUGUUCUACUUAAUUGUUUUCUAUCUGUGAAACUCUUCAAUAAUGAUUGAUUUGUGUCAGUGGAGGGCUAGAAUAGGAUCCUAUAACUGCUCCCGCCAUUGGUCACAAUCCAGUGCUUGCCGUAGUAACGUUACCGGUAACAUUUACCGUUGUAAUAAUGGUAUCAGCAACAGAUAUACUUCUACUACACAAAUGGAGACCCGGCCUAAACUCAUUCUGUCUAUUUUCUGUCUCUUUAUUCUCCUAUUCAUAGCUGGAGAUGUUGAACUUAAUCCUGGACCCACUCUUACAGAUAAGCCAACAAGAGAUGAAUUGGUUGAGUUAUUGAGUCGUUCAGAGUUUACUGCUGGUACUUGGAAGCAUUUUGUCUGCUCUCUGCCAAAUAUGACAUCAGAAAUUAUUGCUCGUAUCAAACAAGAAGAGGAUGCUGUGGAUCCAAAGAAAGAGGAAACUAGCUCUGACAAUUACAUGAGUGCUGUAGCUCAGUCUUGUCUUGAUAAUAUUCCUAAUUUAACUUGGAAAGUGAUUACGCUGGCUCUUAUUGAUGCAGAAGAACUUAUUCUGAUUCGUCAAGUUAUAAUGAAUUUGUCCGAAUGUUCUUGUUUGCAAGGCCUAGAUGAAAGUACAAAAAUAUACUUGACAGUUCAAAAAAUUAUGAGACGGCAUUAUGUUCAGUUAAAAGAGGUGACAGAGAGUUGGUUACAAAAUUUUGCUGAUAAAAUGUAUUCUGGUGACAUGACUAGUACAGAUGUCCAUAAAUCUCCAACCUUUCAUAAUAUUGCACAUGAGUUCACUUGUAGUUUAAAACUUUAUGAGGACAUAACAAAGCUAGAAGAGAAAUGUCAAUUGUUUUUAGCCAUCCUUUCUAGCAAUGGAGGCCCUGCAAAAUUGGAAGCAAGAGCACUGGCCAAAGACCUGGAGCAAGAAGUACUAAAAAAGCACAAUAUCAAAUGGACACUCAAGCAUAAAGAACAUGGAAUAGAACAAAAUUCAGAGAUUGAAGUGAACGCUGAAGGUGAAAUUGCUACUACACUUGAUGAACUGAAAGGCAAAUUUUCAACACUAGCCAUAAAAAUUAGAAAACAUUACCAUGAGUCUGCAAAGUAUAAAGCUAUUGAUGUUGCACGAGUUAUGAAUGAAAUAUCAAAAGAUAAAGAAUAUACAGAUUUACCUACAAUUGAUGCCGUCUUUAGUGCCGCUUGUUAUGACUUUUUGAACUGCUCAGUGAUAAUGGACUUUGUGAAGCAAGUCCCACUAGAUGAUGAUUUGCAAUCAGAGUUUCAACAAUACAUGAAAGAACUGAAAGAUUUUAAAAAAUCAACUACAUUGCGACAACUAGUGAAUCAAAUUAAGAAAGCUGUGCAACCGAAAGAAGAAUUGCCUCAAUUAACUUGUGUUGUUGUCGUUAAAGUAACCGAGGAUUAUGAUAAUAAAACAAUUGAUCAUCUUGAAGUACUAAAAAAAUAUAUAUUUGGACCCAACUCAGAAUUUCUUGAACUAGUCAAAGUUAGGAAAGGAUCGUUAACUCUUACGUUCUUGGCCCCAUCAACAUUGCAACAAACUUUUAUUCUCAGGAUAAAGGCAAUACACCAAUACAUUCUCUAUAUUGGUGUUUUUCAAAUUAUUAUUAAUGAUCGAACAAUCGUAGUCAUUGAUGGAGGUCAAUUUCCCCCUAAUUUUUCUUUAGAGGAAUCACUUAUUUUCGCAAUUGUGAGCGUGCAUAAUGCAAAGGACACAGAAUUUGAGAGGUUAGCAUUUCUCCUACUACAUCUUGAUAUCAAUAUUAAUUAUAAAAAUGAAAAGGGAUUCAGUGCUUUAUAUCUAGCUUCUGAAAUUGGUCAUUACCAGCUCGUUGAAGCAUUGCUUAAAAAAGAUGCAUGUGUGAUCAACAUUCAAGAUGACAAUGGAUGGACACCUUUGAUGGCUGCCAGUGCUGAUGGGAAAUAUCAAGUUGUCGAACUUUUACUGACUAAAAAUCCAGAAAUAAACAUUCAGAGCAAAGAUGGAUGGACUGCAUUGAUGCUCGCUUGUCGUUAUAGACAUCAAAACACAGCUGCAAUUUUACUAUCAAAAAAUCCUGACAUCAGCAUUCAGAAUAAACGCUUUGGUGUGACCGCUUUAAUUAUUGCUAGUGCUUCAGGAUUACCAGUUGUUGAAACCAUUCUCAAUAGAGCUAAGCCCUCUGACAUUAAUAUUUGCAGUAAUGAAGGAAUGACUCCUUUGAUGAUGGCUUGUCAGCAAGGACAUUACCAAACUGUUAGACUCAUACUCAGCAAAAAUCCCGAUCUCAAUAUUCGAAAUAAUGUUGCUGGAUGGACUGCAUUGAUGCUUGCAUCUAGUAAGGGAUAUCAUCAGAUAGUUGAAUUAUUGCUUAGUAAAGAUCCAGAUAUUAACAUUAAAAGCUUUGAUGGAAUGACUGCUCUUUUGCUUGCUACUGAUAAGGGGCAAAUUCAAGUUAUUAAUUCUUUACUUAAAAAAAAUCCAGAUAUGAAUGUUCAAGGUUACGAUGGAACUACUGCUUUAAUGCGUGCUUCAAACAAGGGAUUUUACAAUGUUGUGGAACUUUUGCUGAGUAAAGAUCAAAAUAUCAACAUUCGGGGCGAUAGAGGAUCAACUUCUUUGAUCAUGGCUAGUUGCAACGGCCAUCACCAGGUUGUUGAGCUCUUACUGAGUAAAAAUCCAGAUGUUAACAUUCAAGAUUCUGAUGGGUUUACUGCCUUGAUAAUUGCUUGUGUAAAAGGACACCAUCGAGUUGUUGAAGUUAUAUUGAGAAGUGAUCCAGAUUUAGAUGUUCAAGACAAAGAAGAAUGCACUGCUUUGAUAAAUGCUUGCUUGAUGAAUCAUCACAAAAUUGUUACACUUCUUUUGAAUAAAAAUCCAAACAUCAAUAUUCAAGACAAUAAUGGAUGGACUGCUUUGAUGACUGCUAGUAAUUUUGGACUUUACCAUGUUGUUCAACUCUUACUAAAUAAAGAUCCUGAAGUUAACAUCCAGAGCAAAGAUGGAUGGACUGCUUUAAUGCUAGCCUGUCAAGAGGGACAUCACCAGGUUGUUGAACUUAUAUUGUCUAAAAAUCCAGAUUGUAAUAUUCAAAAUAAGUAUGGAUUGACUGCUUUGAUGCUAGCUUGUGAAAAUGGACAAGAACAGGUUAUCAAAUUAUUGUUAAGUAAAGGUAUAAAUGCUAACAUUCAAGACAAUGAUGGAUGGAGUGCAUUGAUGCAUGCUUGCCAAAGAGGAUACCAUCAGAUUAUUAGCCUGCUAUUAAGUAACAAUGUAGACAUUGAAAUUCCAAGUAAGGAUGGCACUAAGGCACUCACUUCAAUCUUAUUAUUAUCUAAAUCAAUGAUCAAAAAUUUGCAAAAUAAAUGCAGUGGAUGGGCUUCACUAAAUAUAUUACUCAUGGAUCAUUCAAAAUCGUUAGAGCUACUUCUCAACUGUCAUCCUAACCACAUGCAUAUCUUGGAUGGCAUGGAGCUUCAUUCAUUAGCUGUGGCAGCAUGGGCAAAUAACGUGGAAGCUGUUGAGAUUUUAAUAAAGAAAUGUGACGUCACUCCAGAAAAUAUUAGUAGUGCUUUUACCCAAGCAUGUUAUCAAGGCCACUCUUCAGUCAUGAUUCACUUGUCAGAGAAGGUAUCUACUCUUUCAGUUAAUGAGAGAAAAUUAUUAGUAGCAGCUGCUAAAGGAGAUUUAGGAACAUUAAUUGGUAUGAUUAUGAAUGAUGGACCUGAUGGUAUGAGUCCAGAUUCUCGACUCGUAGCUGGUAUAACUCCAUUAAUGAUAGCAGCUUCAUGUGGACAUGUUGAAUUAGUUGAGGCACUAAUAGGAGUUGGAGCUGAUGUUAACAUAACUGACAUUGAAGGGAACACUGCACUGGAUGUGACCAAAAAUAUCAAGUUAUACGAUCGAAAGGAUAUCAUUACAUUAUUAGCUGAUAUCCCUGCUGAUGUUGCUUUGCCAGUUUCAUCAAUUGAAAAGAAAGAAAAGAAGAAAAUAUUCAUUACAAAACCGUUGGAAUUCUAUUUUAGCAGGCUUAAGUCUGUCUUAAUGAGAGCAUAUAAUCCAGCAGCUGAAAAAAAGAAGAAACAAAGAGCUUCCUUUGGAGCAUCAAUGGCACCAUUUGCAAAAAAUGACACACAACGAUGGGUGCAAUAGCUGGUUUAUAUGGUAUUGCUUCUUUGCUGACUAUACUUGUAGAUCUGGUAGUUUUAUUAAAGAUUUAUAAUAGUUAUGCCUUGUGUUAGUAGAAAUAGUAAAUAUUCUUAGUUCUUUAAUAGUUAUUAUUUUGCAUAAAAAUUAUUGUUUUUUGAUUUUAAAUAAUUCAAUGCAGUGGCGUAGCUACACUGGGCCUGUGGGGGCAAGUGCCCUUAUAACUGCUUCCUGUGCCCCUACAACUAGGCAAGAGAAAAAAGAGAUACAAGUUUAAAACUGACUGUUCAAGCUAAUUCUGAUAUCCAAAAUAGCAAGUUAAAAUAAGAGUAUUACACUGAUAUAGAUUUACCAGUAUACGUAUAGUGCCAGCAAGUAAGACAAAGAUAAAGUGAUAGCCAACAAAUAUGGAUACUGAAUCGACAAUAACAUCAUAACAACAAUAAUCAAAAAAGUCUUUUAGAAUAAAGUGUGUGUGCUUAUAUAGAAUCAGAGAAUUAAGUUCUAGAAUGUUCUGAGCAAUAGUAGUGUUAACUGUUAAACAAAGUGAGAAAGUGUAAUUGUAUUGCAGAGGCAUGCUAAUGUGUUAAUAAUUAAU